AUGGAGGCGGAGGCGGCGGAGAGGGGACGGAAGGAGCGAGUUGCGGCCGUGGGUCACGCCGGGGUGGAGAUGGAGGUGGGUGCGGGUGCGGAGGUGGAGGAGGCGACAGAGGACGGGGAGAUCGGCGGAGAAGGCUCGGAAGCGGAGGAGGAGGAGGGCGACGGGACCGGGUGGGAGGACGGCGGCGCGUUCGAGGGGAAGGGGUCGAGGCCGCUGGUCUCGGCGGGGAGCCGCGGGUCCUGGAGGGGGAGGGGUGGGAGGGGCAGAGGAGGGUUUCACCACCGCGCUUGGUACGGCGACAGGAAUCUGCCACACCACAAAUUGGACAUAUUCAGCAUACCUGGUGUAUAUGGUGGUGCUAUUAUCCUCUGCAAUCAUGUGACUAAGCUGGAGAGCUUCAAGCAGAAACUUUUUGCCCUUCCUGAUUAUGCUACAUCAUUCAUAAGGAAGAUCAGAGCUGGUAUGCUUCUCUUUGUGUUUGAGCGUGAGGAGAAAAAACUUUCUGGCGUGUUUGAGGCAACUUCAGAUGGAGCACUGAAUAUCCUUCCUAAUGCAUUUCGUUCAUCACGGAAGCCCAGACCAGCCCAGGUUCGUUUCAGAAGAGUUUGGUUCUGUAAGCCCCUGACGGAAGCUGAAUUUUCUGAUGAAAUCAAAGGACUUCAACCCCAAAUGUCUUUCUUUGGUAUAUCAUACCAGCAGGUUUUAAAUCUUGUACACCUGUUUUCUUCAAAGAGGAUCAGUCUGGAGCCUUACAAGAAACCAAAAUCAAGAGUUAUAUCGGACUACAAUGUCUCUCUGGCUCGUGCUGGACUAGAGUCCAGUUUACACACUGGUGGCAAUGCCUUCCCUAACCGUUCAUCUUCUAUGCUAUGCAACAACAGAAUCUCCGCACCACGCACUCCCUUCAUGUAUGGGCAAAAAAAUGCCAAGCAUGCUGCUUAUAACCAUGAAUCUUCUUUGCACCCUCAUAUCAAGUCUAUGAUCUUCAAAGCGCCAGAUAUCAAAGCGCAAGUCUUGGAACCAAAUGCUGAUUUUAUACCACUUGAUCUAGAUGAUUAUAAGUCUGACAGUGAUGCAGUCCCUUCAGAUCUACUGGGACCUGCAGGCUUAUAUUUAGCAUUACCAGGCAGCAUCAUCAAUGAAGAUCAAGGUCCUGAACCUUUCAAUGUCAAGCACAAUGAGGAUGACAUGUAUCCUGCACCUGUGUUGAGCCAAAGCUUCCAUUCUCUAUGCGAAACAAGUCAAAACAGUGCCAUUGCUCAUUUCAUGAAAGAGAGGCAAUCAAGCAUGCAGGGCAGGGGAUGCAAACGCGUGUCAACCCUCCAGUUUGAUGGACACUCACAUCUCCCAUCCCCAAGGAGUUCCACUAUAGCAAAGAAGGUGUCAUUUAGCUUUGAUGCUGAUGAAAUUUCGGUUACCUCUGAUAAAGCAUUGAACAGACCUGCACUUGCUGAACUCGAACAAAACAGAGAAGCAGUUACCAAAGAAAGAAAGCAACAGGUCAGUUACUCGGUUCAGGGCACACAAAGCAAGAGUGGAGAUGAUUCAAAAAAGAGGAGUAAGCUAAUGAGCCUUUCCUUCGCAGAAAGAGUUGCUAGUCUACGUGUCAAGAGCUGCUUCGGCAAUAGCCAGUCAAUGCUGAUGCAGUCAAGCAAGCUGUCCUGCACACUUCUGCCCGAUGAGGAAUGA
Molecule: messenger RNA, 1689 nt
Organism: Triticum turgidum subsp. durum (durum wheat)
Lineage: Eukaryota; Viridiplantae; Streptophyta; Magnoliopsida; Poales; Poaceae
Source: the annotation of a GenBank genome assembly